CGGCUGCAAUUAAACGCAACUCAAUUUCGUAAAUGUGCCCUUCAGCUUAGCAACCAAUCAGAAUGAGGCGGGAAUUGUUAUAUCCGCCAUCUUUGUAAGCAAUGGCGGUCGGCUUUCUUCGUUCUGUGUUUCUUUCAGCUAUUUCUUUUGUGUAGCUAUGUAAUUUAAUGUUUCGGUGUGCUAAAAUGCCGCAGUUAGUGUAAUGUUCCAUAUGUUAGUUUGAAAUUUACUCCGAAUCUGCGAUUUUUUCUGGGUUUUUGCUGCUUCUACUCAAGUCAAUGUAUUUCUUCAGGCAAUCUGGCUAGUCUUGUGUCAUAAAAUGUUAAUGCGUUUUGUUCAGAGUUCUUUUUUUCAGAUGUCGGGAGUCAAGGUUAGUUUUGUUAGCUUAAAUGAGUGUUGAGGCUGUAUAUACAGAGUUCCAUAUGGAACUCUAAAUGUUGGCAUAAUCGUUCCUAGCUGGCAGGCAAGGUCGUUUUUCUUACGUCAUAAAAUCUUAAUCCGUUAUAUUUUGAGCAUUGUUUUUUAGAUAUCAAAAACCGAAGUCAGUUUUUUUUAGCUAAAAUAAAUGUUGCUGCCGCAUGUGACUGCAGAAUGAAAGAUUUGUUAUUUUCUGCAGUAUUAUGGAUCACGCUACUCCAUCAACCAGUCAAAGUAAUACUGAGUGUCCAGUGGCUGUGGAUACUGGUGAUGUCUUCGAAAGAAUUAUGAGACCCAGGCAGCUGACAAGCUGGGAGCAAGUCAGAGAAGCUAUCGAUAUGUUGCAAAAGAUGACUUGGACUCAUUAUGUAGUACGUGAAAGCAGGCUGAACAAAGAAAAGCCGGAAAUGCGCUACCAGUAUGUAGUGUAUGUAUGUUCUUUUGGCCAUAAAAAGAAGCCGGAGGGCCAUGGUCAGAGAGUAAAAGGAUCAAAGUUUAGUGGUUGCAAGGCCAUGUUUCGUUUACGAUAUGCUGUGAACCGGUUCGUCAUAUCGUCGUCGAGGAUGAUACAUAACCAUCCUUGUGAUGAAAAGUGUUUGAAAAAUGAUCCUUGGUUCAGAAGACUAAGUAAAGAUCAGCUGCAAGUUGUUCUACCGAUGGUUGAGACCGGAAGUAGUGCUGAAUCGAUUGUUAAUUAUGCAGAAAAAAAUUUCGAAAAGACAAUAACAGUGCAUUAUGUCAAUAAUUUAAAAUAUAAAUUUGUCGAACGUUGUGGAAGUUUAAACGAUGUAAUUGCGACCUUAAGGAACAAUGGGAAAUUGUUCGUCUCUUAUGGGGGUGUGGCUAACCAGGUCACAAAGAUAGCAUUUAGCACACACGAGCAAAUUGUAACGUACAAACGGUUCCCUGAAGUUGUGUGUUUGGACUCAACAUACAACACGAACAGGGGAAAUUAUAAACUCUUUCAGCUGGUUUGUACAGAUAACUGCGGGCAUGGAGUCCCAGUUAUGUUUGCUUGGACUAAGGAAGAGAAGAAGGUUGAUGUAGUAUGGAUACUAGAUCAUUUUAAGAAGAUCAUGAAUGGAACCAGUCAAACGGAAACGUUUGUGAUGGAUUGUGCAAGACCCAUCAUAUCCGCUGUUGAAUUAACGCACCGUACUGCCCACAUAGCUCUAUGCUCUUUUCACGUGUGUAGAGCUAUGUGUAAGAAGACCCGCAAUCCAAUAAUCAAGCAGUACUUAUGUCAACUGGUACGUGAACAAACAGUAGCUAAGUUUAAUCAGACACGACGCAUAAUCAGUGUACGCAGCAGACGCAUCGCAGCCUACUUAAACAAGAACUGGAUGAGUAGGAAAGAAACUUGGGCCGCAGCUUUCAAUAGCAAUGUCGUUACGUUGGGUAACAACACGAACAACCGGGUUGAAAGUGCGCACAGACAACUGAAGAGAAAGUUGUCUAACCGAGACGCGUUGAGUAAAUGUAUGUGGAAAACAUUUACAUGGCAGAGGCAAUUAGGCAAACGUAGGUCACUACAAUCCAGCUUACACUGUAGUCACAAACGCAGAUACGUAGCUGAAGAAUGCUUAAUGCCUCUACUAAGCAAGCUAACCACCUAUGCUGGCUUUAUAGUCCUUAAAGACUAUAAAAAAAGGGGACUGAUGUACAUCAAAAAUAUCCAGUCACCCUUUGUGUUCUUCAUAGACGGCCAUCAAUGUCCGGUAGUGGAUAUAAGCAACGGCACUUGCACCUGCCGUUUAUUUAAAACCUGUCGAAUUCCAUGUAAGCACAUGGUUUUUACUCAUCUACAAAUGCCAGAGUUCACAGUUGAUUUAGUUUUGAAGCUCUGUUGCAGAUGGACUUGGCAGGCUAUUCAAGAUGUAGAUGGAAAUAUACCAGCUAUUCCGUCUCCAGAUUAUAAUGAAACGAACAGACUUUAUCGCACUCUACGCAGUAAAAUCCACACGCUCAGUACACUUUUCGGACAGACAACGGUGCAGGACACACUAAGGCAAUUGAUAGAUCAAGUUGAUGAAUUAAUACGCAUGAGGCGUCUGGCUACAGUUUCCGAACAUGAUAAUCAAUGAACACAAAUCUCGUCAUGUGCGUCUGCCGCGUUGCCAGUUUCUGUUAAUACCUUAUUAAAUAAAAGUCUUGUAUUCGGUAAA
Molecule: messenger RNA, 2582 nt
Organism: Schistosoma margrebowiei
Lineage: Eukaryota; Metazoa; Platyhelminthes; Trematoda; Strigeidida; Schistosomatidae
Source: the annotation of a GenBank genome assembly